AUGUCGGCCCCUACACAGCCACUUUCGCGCGCGCCCUCUCAGGUACCAUCAGUUGACUCCUUCGUUCCAUUGACAUCCAAAGCCACCAGCAGACACCCCACUGCCCGCCCGACAACCACUGCCACCAGCGUUGUCGGCCAGGACAUCAUCUGCGCCGUCAGCGAGUCCCGCGGCGUCUCGUCUAUCGUCGGAUUGGCUUUCGUCAAUUUGGCCACGGCUGAAGUGGUUUUGUGUCAGAUAUGUGAUAGUCAAAUCUACGAAAAAACCGUUACCAAGAUCGGUGUCUUCGAGCCCAAUGAGAUUUUAUUCAUGAACACCGCCAGGGAGUCCAAGCUGUGCUAUAUCCUCCAAGAGAAUCUACCCGAGCCGACGUUCACGUUCAUGGAUCGGAAGCUAUGGUCGGACAAAACAGGAUUGGAGUACCUUGAUCGACUGGCAUUUAGGGACGAGGUGGACUCGCUCAAAGUGAUACUUAUCAGCAACUAUUUCACCGCGUGUUGCUUUGCUGCGGCGCUGAAGUAUGUGGAAAUGGAGCUCGAGCGCGCUUUUGCCUCUCAUUCUUUGCGAAUCAAGUUUGAACCAUCGCAAGGCUCUAUGACCAUUGACCUCGCCACGGUCGUAUCCCUCGAGUUGAUUCAGAACCUUCACAACGCCAAAUCUCGGGAUAGUCUUUAUGGAUUGCUCAACGAAACUCUUACUCCCAUGGGAGCCCGGCUAUUGCGAGCCAGCCUCCUGCAACCAUCGACAGAACGAGUGAAGCUGACGGCACGGUACAAUGCCGUCGAAGAAUUGUCAACAAAGGAAGAUAUGUUCGUAUCUGUUCGGCAAGCAUUGAGAGGAUUCAUCGAUUCCGACCGGGUGUUGACUUCGAUAAUUUUGGUCCCAACAAAGCAGACUGUCCAGUAUGUUGAACAGUCGGUCAACAACAUGAUUAUGUUGAAGACAUACGUUUCCUCGAUCCGAAACAUCUACCAGGCACUCGGAGCAGCACAGAGUGACCUUCUUCUAAGCAUUCGUGAGUUGUGUUCUCCGGCCGAACGUCGCCCCGUUGAACAACUCUUGGAACAAACACUCAACGAGAACGUUACAUAUCAGAGCAAGCCACUCGACCUUCGAAACCAGAGAACCUACUGCGUAAAAGCCGGUGUCAAUAGUCUACUUGACGUGGCUCGACAAACCUACAAGGAGGCAAAUUCCGAUGCGACAGAAUUGGUCGAGAGACUAGCAGAAACGCAUGAUAUGGCACUAGAUCUCAAGUAUGACAGUGCUCGACAAUACUACAUCUGCAUCCCAACUUCCGAAUCCGAGGCCUUGCCCAAGGACUUUAUCAACAUAUAUCGCAGAAGAAAUAGGAUCGAGUGUCAGACACUGGACCUUGUCAAGCUUAAUCAGAGGAUCACUGACGCCCACAAUGAGGUAGUUAGUAUGAGUGACCAAACGAUCCAGGAUUUACGUUGCGAUGUCUGUGCAGUGGUUGCAGGAUUGUUUCGAGUCAGCGAAGCCAUCGCCAUGUUGGACAUGCUGGCGGCCUUCGCACAGCUUGCUACUAGCUAUGACUAUAUCAGGCCUGAAUUGACGGCCACGUUGGCAAUAAAGGCUGGUCGUCAUCCCAUCAGAGAGCAGAUUCACUCGAGCAAGUUCAUUCCAAAUGACGCAUACGCGACACCGCAAACACGAUUCCAAAUCAUUACGGGUUGUAAUAUGAGUGGCAAAUCCACAUAUAUCCGGUCCCUUGCACUCAUGACGAUCAUGGCACAGAUAGGCUGCUUUGUUCCAGCCCAGUACGCCUCAUUCCCGAUUGUCCACCAGCUAUUUGCACGCGUCGCGACUUCGGAUGACCUCGAUGCCAACGUCUCGACAUUCGCGGCCGAGAUGCGCGAAAUGGCAUUCAUCUUACGCAACAUCCAACCUCGCGCCAUGGUUCUCGUUGAUGAGCUAGGCCGUGGCACAAGCACGACCGAUGGGCUUGCAAUUGCCAUCGCUCUCGCGGAAGCCCUUCUUGCUAGCAACAGUCUCGUGUGGUUCGCUACGCAUUUCCAUGACCUGGCUCGCAUCAUGUCCGACCGCAGCGGAGUGAUCAAUCUCCACCUAGCCGCAAACAUCGCUGAAGAUGUGACCAAGAUGACGAUGCUAUACCAGAUAUCUGAAGGCCCUGUUCCUGACCGUCGCUAUGGCCUCGCUCUUUCUAAGCUAGUCGAUCUUCCGCCUACCGUUCUCAAAGUUGCAAAUAACGUUUCUGAGGCACUUGAAUGCAUUUCACAGCAGCGAAACAGUGAUUCGCGAACAGUGACCAUUGCCAAAAAGCGAAAGCUGCUACUUUCCUUGCGCGAGCAACUUCUGAUUGCGCGGAAUAGCACGAUGGAUGACGAGCCUCUCCGCUGCUGGUUGAUCAAGCUACAGCAGAAUUUCUCGGAGCAAAUGAAUGCGUUCGACGGUGACUGGGAAGCCACUGAUCAGGAUGAAUCUCAAAUCGUCUCUGAAAGUGCCCCUUUAAGCGAGUCGUCAAAGGCUAGCCCUGGCCUUGAUCAAUCUCCAGCCAAGAGAUCCUCUGCAAUGUCGAAAUCAAUCCUCAUUGAAUCCGAUACUGAAGCGUCCACGACGGACAACGAAAGUGUUGUGUUGGUCUAA
Messenger RNA from Penicillium argentinense, 2628 nucleotides. Its product is annotated as MutS family protein MSH4. Bases 1 to 2628 code for a protein of 875 amino acids. Gene Ontology annotation, molecular function: ATP-dependent DNA damage sensor activity; ATP binding; mismatched DNA binding. The record is from RefSeq and is a predicted model, not a curated record. The transcript is spliced from 6 exons. NCBI's taxonomy places the organism in Eukaryota, Fungi, Ascomycota, Eurotiomycetes, Eurotiales, Aspergillaceae. Gene Ontology annotation, cellular component: nucleus. Gene Ontology annotation, biological process: reciprocal meiotic recombination; mismatch repair.